GGAGAAGGCCGGGAAGAUGGCGGCCUCCUGGAGGCUGGGCUGCGACUCUCUGCUGCUGCGCUAUUUCCUGGGCUUCCGCGGCCGACGAAGCCUGGGGCUGGCUAAGGGCGCUGUUCUGUUAUCUGUCGGCCGUGGAGCUAGCUGGAGAUGGUUUCACAGUGCGCAGUGGCUGCAGGGUGAUCCAAUUAAGAUACUUAUGCCAUCAUUGUCUCCUACAAUGGAGCAAGGGAAUAUUGUGAAAUGGUUGAAGAAAGAAGGUGAAGCUGUGAGUGCUGGAGAUGCAUUAUGUGAAAUUGAGACUGACAAAGCUGUGGUGACCUUAGAUGCAAAUGACGAUGGUAUCUUGGCCAAAAUAGUGGUUGAAGAAGGAGCUAAAAAUAUACGGUUAGGUUCAUUAAUUGGUUUGAUAGUGGAAGAAGGAGAAGACUGGAAACAUGUCGAAAUUCCAAAAGAUGUUGGUUCACCAUCACCAGUUACAAAACCAGCAGUGCCUUGUCCCUCACCAGAACCACAGAUUGCUAGCCCUGUUAAGAAGGAACACACAGCAGGGAUGCUACAGAUCCGUUUGAGUCCAGCUGCCCGUAAUAUUCUGGAAAAACAUGCACUGAAUGCUAGCCAGGGCACAGCUACUGGCCCUCGGGGGAUCUUCACUAAAGAAGAUGCCCUCAACCUUGUCAAGCUGAAACAGAUGGGCAAGAUUACUGAGACCAGAGCAGCCCCAGCUCCUCCAUCUAUUCCCACAGCAUCUUUGCCUCCACAGGCCACAGCAGGGCCAUCUUAUCCCCGGCCAAUGAUCCCACCAGUUUCAACUCCUGGACAACCUAAUGCUGUGGGCACAUUCACUGAAAUCCCUGCUAGCAAUAUUCGAAGAGUUAUUGCCAAGAGAUUAACCGAAUCUAAAAGUACUGUACCUCAUGCAUAUGCUACUGCUGACUGUGACCUUGGAGCAGUUUUAAAAGUUAGACAAGAUCUAGUCAGAGAUGAUAUUAAAGUAUCAGUAAAUGAUUUUAUCAUCAAGGCAGCGGCUAUUACUCUUCAACAAAUGCCAGGUGUUAAUGUUAGCUGGGAUGGAGACGGCCCAAAGCAGCUGCCCUCCAUUGACAUUUCAGUGGCUGUGGCAACAGAUAAAGGUUUAAUCACACCAAUCAUAAAAGAUGCUGCUGCGAAGGGUAUACAGGAAAUUGCUAACUCUAUAAAGGCUCUGUCAAAGAAAGCAAGAGAUGGAAAAUUGUUACCUGAAGAAUACCAAGGAGGAUCUUUUAGUAUUUCCAACUUGGGGAUGUUUGGCAUUGAUGAGUUCACUGCAGUGAUCAACCCUCCUCAGGCCUGUAUUUUGGCUGUUGGGAGAUUCCGACCUGUGCUGAGACUCACUGAGGAUGAAGAGGGGAACACCAAGCUUGAGCGGCACCAGCUUAUAACAGUCACCAUGUCAAGCGAUAGCCGAGUGGUUGAUGAUGCACUGGCUACCAGAUUUCUUGAAAGUUUUAAAGCAAACCUAGAGAAUCCUAUCAGACUUGCUUAGUCUCAUAGACAAGAAGUUAAGUGGAUAGCUGUUAUCAGGAAACACACAAUAGGAAGAUGAUUAAGUAUUUAAGUAUGACAUGAAUGAAAUGCUUAUUUAUUUGGUGAAAGAAAGCCUUUGACCUGAAUUCUCUUCAUUUUCAAUGUUGGUUUAUUGUUGUAGAAAUAAAGGAUGAUAAAUGUAACUAAUAAAGGAAAGAGAAUAUUUGGUUAGUCAGAUCCAUUGUUAUCCUCUGGUGCUGUAUAGAAGAUGCAAAUCAAAUUAUAUGUUUGGCUCAUUUUGAGCAUUUUAGAAUACUGGAGAAUGUGUAUGAUGCAUUCAUUGUAAACUCAAAAAAUUGAUAGAACUCUAAUUGUGUUAAAGUUAGAAGUGGGAUUCAAAUAGAUGCCCAUUAAGUUAGCAGUGAGACCUCUUUUAUAAGCACUGCUCUAGAAAUACUUGAACAAUUUACUAUGUACGGAGGUUUAUUCUGGAUAAUGGUAAAUAAAUAAGGGUCACACUGCAUUAGGGUUGUGACAACAUUAUUAAAAUUGUUAUGUAUUCAAAGCCAUGUAUGUUUCUAACAGUCUUAUUUUUCACUUCUGUAACACUGUGAACUUCUAAAGAAGAAAAAAAUAAAGACAUACAAAUGAAGAGACCAAAAAAAGUUGCUUGGUUGAAUGAAAAACUAUGGUUAAAACAUCUAAACUCAUGCUGAGUGUUAAUAUGUUAAAAUAUAAUGUGUUACCUCCUACCAGAAGUCUCUAAGUUAAUG
Messenger RNA from Castor canadensis (American beaver), 2276 nucleotides. It is a transcript of the gene Pdhx, whose product is annotated as pyruvate dehydrogenase complex component X. The record is from RefSeq and is a predicted model, not a curated record. Gene Ontology annotation, molecular function: acyltransferase activity. Gene Ontology annotation, biological process: pyruvate decarboxylation to acetyl-CoA. Lineage: Eukaryota; Metazoa; Chordata; Mammalia; Rodentia; Castoridae. Gene Ontology annotation, cellular component: mitochondrion; pyruvate dehydrogenase complex.